GAACGAUCACUGGAAAAUAAAUCUAGUUUUUAAACAAUGGACCAUAUUUUCUUGCUGUUAAUAACCCUCUGUCUUUUUGGACAUACAUUUGAGGUAGACAUACCAGAUUCCGCGCUCACUCCUGAAGAUUACGAAUGCAUGUCCGCCUUGAACAUAGGAAGAGAACAAGUGGAAAGAUUUUUCGAUGGUGACUACCUAUUCGUACUGAACCUCCCUCUGGCGGACAAGUAUUCCGAAUGCUGGAUUAAGAAGAUGAACUUUGUAAACGACAAAAAUGAGUUCAACUACGACAAAUUUCGUGAAUAUGUGGUACGCGAUGUUUUACAUAAUUUGGGAAAGCAGAACGAGGCGGAUGCAGAAUAUCGCGUACGUCAAUCCAUAGACAACUGCAAGAACAUAAACGAAGAAAAUCUCGGCAGACUUGGAUCGAAAAUUUACAAUUGUGUUGUUAGAGCAAUACAUAAGUUUUAGUUUCUUGUUCACUUUGCGUUCACUGGAAAAUGUAACAAUUGUAGUAAAUUAAAAAUUACAGUCUUCAUCAAAAUUCGUCGGUUAUUAGUGAUCUAAUAAUUUUGU
Messenger RNA from Photinus pyralis (common eastern firefly), 576 nucleotides. RefSeq lists its product as uncharacterized. Gene Ontology annotation, molecular function: odorant binding. The transcript is spliced from 2 exons. The record is from RefSeq and is a predicted model, not a curated record. Bases 37 to 471 code for a protein of 144 amino acids. Lineage: Eukaryota; Metazoa; Arthropoda; Insecta; Coleoptera; Lampyridae.